Pleurotus ostreatus (oyster mushroom) is the source of this 399-nucleotide messenger RNA. RefSeq lists its product as uncharacterized. The transcript has a single exon. The record is from RefSeq and is a predicted model, not a curated record. NCBI's taxonomy places the organism in Eukaryota, Fungi, Basidiomycota, Agaricomycetes, Agaricales, Pleurotaceae. Bases 1 to 399 code for a protein of 132 amino acids.
AUGGACAGAACUGCCGACGCCCGAGUUGCCCUGUUCUCUGUUAUCGGUCGUCAACACGACCAGUCCGCUCCUUUGAUGAGGAGUCAGUAUCCUGCUGGUCAGGUCGCUGCUGCCCCCUUCCCACCGACGCGCAAUCCGUUCAAUGCCAAAGGCAGAACCAUAUACAGCGCGGAUGCACACACGACGAGCAAACAGAGAACCCCGUGCCACUCGCCCUACGGGCAGAAUCAGGGGACCAAGAAACACCCUUUUUCUAUUCCGGCCACGCCACCUCGAGGUAGUAGCGGAACAGAAUCGGAGCCUUCAUCCAGCCCAUCGCCAUCUGACCUAGGCGUCUGGAGCGAGGAGGAGCAGGAGAUGUUCGACAUGUACAUGAACAUAGAUGCUUGCGAUGCAUAA